Molecule: messenger RNA, 2383 nt
Organism: Caenorhabditis elegans
Lineage: Eukaryota; Metazoa; Nematoda; Chromadorea; Rhabditida; Rhabditidae
Gene: nrfl-1
Product: Na(+)/H(+) exchange regulatory cofactor-like protein nrfl-1
Exons: 8
Coding region: 110-1936 (608 amino acids)
Cellular component (GO): microvillus membrane; apical plasma membrane
Source: RefSeq, marked reviewed
UUGUUUGAUUCACAUUCCUUGGCUCUUCGGCACAUCACUACAGUAUUCUCAACUCUUAUUCUCAGCUAAGAAAUUUCAAUUCUAAAUCUGCAUAUUGCCUUCUUCAAACAUGGAUCGCAAUCCAUCUGAACCAGAAAGAAUAGAUUGGAAAAACCCAAUCACGUGGAUUUCGUAUCUCUACACCUCUUUCGUGUACUAUUUGUGGUUGAUCUCCUCGCAUCUACCACAUCUCCCACAACCACAACGGAUUACCGAUGACAAAUCAACGGAGCAGAUCACCAGAGACGCAGGUAUUCCGCGCACUGAGAUAGUAACACGAGGAGAUGCUACGCAGACAGUUAGACAAGUAGCGGGUCUAGGGGACCCAGCGCCAAAGGAUUCAUCAUUAUUGCCUCCCUCUUCGUCGUUCGUCUAUUGCAACAACUGUCUAACACCUCAUUCGUCUCAGAGGACUUGUUCUCCAGCCUACGUCUCUACUCUCUCAAGACAAAAGUCUUUGACGUUGCUAAAGAAAUUGAAGAAACCCUCAUCAUCUGCUUCUUCCACCACUACCACCACAUCAUCGACUGUAUCUUUCCGUGCACCUUCACGUGCAUCAUCAACGAUCUCCGACGCUUCUACCAUCCGCCCAUCUGAACUCAUUGCUAUCGUUCCAUCUGGUAGCCACGUGUUGCUGCGAGUUCCGAAACUUGAUUGGAAAACUGAAUCAAUUCGAAUCAAAAGAACUAGAAUGAGUGAUUGGAUGGAUGCGGAGCAACGGGAUGUGAUGAGACAAUUUGAUGAAGUUAUAAGAUCAGAAGAAGAAGACGAGAGGACCUCACGAAAAAGGAACGGAAUCUUCAAAGAUGGAUCUGUAAGGAGUAUUGAAUCAUUGGAAUCUAGGAGUCGGUCGAAAGAAACACCAGUGUUCGUUCCACCACCACCUCCACCAACCGACGCUAUGCCAUAUUUGCCCAGACUUGCUGAAUUGAACAAAGGAACCCCAGAUCAAGAAUUUGGUUUUAAUCUUCAUGCUGAACGCGGUCGCGGACAUUUCAUUGGAACAGUCGAUGCAGGAGGAAUUGGUGAAAAAGCUGGACUUGAAGCUGGACAGAGAAUUGUUGGAGUAAAUGGACAAUUAAUUUAUCCAACUACUGGACACAAAGAAGUUGUUGCUCUUAUCAAGAAAGAUACAAUGAAAACAACACUUUUGGUUGCUUCAGAAGAUGUUGAUAAGUAUCAUAAAGAUCAUAACAUUGCAUAUUCAUGGGAUAAUGUUGAAAGAGUUGAUACUCGUCCAGUUAUUAAUGUUGAAACUCAUCAUCAUCAUGAAGAGGUUUCAGUUCCAAAAUCCAAUGGAUAUGAUGUUCCACCAUUGAAUCCACAUAGCAUCCAAGUGAACGAAGAACGUGAAAUUUCAAAGAUGACAACAACAACUAGAACAGAGACAAUCACGAAUUCAAACUCGGCUUAUCAAUACAAGGAAUCAUCGACUGCAUACGAUGCAUAUGCAACUCCACCAGUUGAUUCAAAUGAUCUUAUGGAUGAAGUUUUUGGAAGAGUCAAUCUUCCUGGUGUAACUAUGUCUAGUCACACUGAAGUAUUGCCACCAACAGAUGAUAUUUCAUCAGUUUCUUCAUUGAGUUCUCAUCGCGAAAGUGCUGUUGAUGUUCCAGUUUCUCAUCAGUACGUUCCAUCGUACGCAACGGAGUCUCAUCAGAAACAUGAGCAACACUCUCAAACUCAUCAUCAUCAUCAUCAACACCAACAACCAUCUCCAUUGAGCAAUGGUUCCAGCCAUGGAUAUGCAGCAAGCUCGACUAGUGGAUACGAUGACGAUGAUAUCUAUCAUUUGUCAGCAAGAGAAGCUCGUGAACGUCUUCGAAUGAAGAACCGAAAGCAUCACUUGCACGAGAUGAGCCUUAACGAGAAGUAUCAAUUGGUCAGCAACAUGUAAUCUUUUGCAACUUCUUCUUAUUUUCUUCUAUUUUAUUAUUUUCCAAUUUUCCACACAAGACCAUUCCUACAGUAGUUUCAUUUGUUCACUCCUUUUCUCAAUACAACUUCGAAACAUGACCCAGUUAUUAUAAAACCACAUAUAACAUUUACUUACUUUUUUCCCCCAAUUUUCAUGUAUUUUACCUGUGAUAAGUGUUCCACCAACUAGAUAUAAAAUUUAUUUCCUUCCAUUUCACAAUCGCUCAACUUUACAUUUUUCAGUUCCUUCUGAAAUUGUUUAAUUUUCAGUUAUUUCUUUCAAUGUGCCUUCUGAAGUUUAUCAAUAACGUCUGAAAUAUAUUUAUUAUUCAUUCCAAGUAACUUCAGUUUUUCGAAAUGUCUGUCGGUUGUGCAAUAUUCUUUACUUACACCGUUCAUGUCACAUAAAUAAAGCUAUCAUUUGCGA